CUGGAGGGGGCGGGGGAGACGGACUGACUGACUGACUGAGUGGCGAGGGUCCGAGGGAUGCAAUGGCCGGCUGCUGGCUUUAAUAUUUCCCUGGUGGAGUGCGUUGAUUCCCCGCGUGGUGAAGGAGAGAAGCAAGGUAGAAGGCUGUGGUGAGGUGAGGUGAGGUGCUCAUGACCCUGCUGCUGCUUGGCCGGCUCCUGGUGGCUCCCGGCCGUGUCUUCCUGCCCAGCAGCACCACCACCACCACUGCCACCGCCGCCGCUGCUGCACUCACCAGACGCACCAUGGCUCAGGCAAGUGUACAGAGCGCACGUCGAGUGGCGGUGACACAGAUGACUGCCACCACAGACAAGGAGCGCAACUUCAACAUCUGUGCUGACUUAGUGGAGCGAGCAACACAGUGUGGAGCGCAGAUGGUGUUCCUCCCUGAGGCAUGUGACUUCAUAGCUGAGUCAAAGGAGGAGUCGGUGCAGCUGGCAGAGUCGCUGUAUGGCCCCCUGGUGGCCAAAUACCGCAAGAUGGCUGCCUCUCUCAAGGUCUGGCUGUCCCUCGGUGGCCUCCAUGUCAAGGAGGAGGGAGAGGACAAGAUCAGCAACACCCACGUAAUAAUUGACGACCGUGGGGAGCUGGCGCCACGAAUUUCCAAGACCCACCUGUUCAGUGUGCACAUCCCAGAGAGGAACCUGCACUUAGAGGAGAAGACUUAUGUGACCCCCGGCUCGGCAGUGCACCCCCCCAUCGCCACUCCUGUCGGCGAGGUGGCCUUGGCGAUUUGCUAUGACAUGAGGUUUCCUGAGAUGAGUCUGAUGCAAAGGUCCCUCGGCGCCCACAUCCUCACCUUCCCUUCGGCCUUCACUGUCACCACCGGCCUGGCUCACUGGGAACCCUUACUGCGAGUCAGGGCCAUUGAGACACAGUGCUACGUGGUUGCCGCAGCACAGACCGGCCAACAUAACAAGAAGAGAUCAUCGUACGGUCAUGCUAUGAUAGUGGACCCCUGGGGCGCCGUCAUCAGCCAGGUCAGUGAGGGCACAAACUUUGCCGUGGCUGACAUAAACUUGGACUACCUGGAGACCAUAAGGAGAGAGAUGCCUGUACAGAGCCACCGACGUGCUGACCUCUACCACACCAGCCUUCUGCCACACCACACACCUGGACUGCGAGUGUGUGAAUUAGUGCCGCCACCAAGCCACUACGUGAGCUACCAGUUCGGGGGAGUGCGUGUGCCGGGAGGGUGUGUGUUCCUCAAGACACACCUUUCACACGCCUUCGUCAACAAGAAGCCGCUGGUGCCGGGACAUGUUCUUUUAACCCCCGAGCGGCCUGCCCUGCGUCUGGCCCACCUGAGUGCCGCUGAGGUGUGCGACUUGGCCCAGCUCACCCAGCGCACUCUGGAUGUCGUCAUGGACCACUACCGGCCCGACAGCUGCCAGGUGGCCAUUCAGGACGGACCUGCUGCCGGCCAGACCAUUGACCACGUCCACCUGCACAUUGUCCCCCACUCGGCCGCCCUGCGCAAGGCUCUGCAGGGCCACGAGGGCAACCCAGAGAGGCCAUGGCGAGAAGAGAGCGAGAUGGAGGAGGAAGCCAACACUCUUAGACAAGUUGCUGCUCGUGUACUGCCUGCCCUGUCUUCACCCACACCUCAAGUACCAAGAGCUGUAGUGCUGGACUGGGAGCUGCCCCGCCUGCUGCCUCUGGGCCCCAUCGCUGUGCCUGACGCUGCUGUGGUACUCAAGACAAAGCAUUCCUGUGCCUUUGUUGCCCCUAACCCCAUUCUGCCUGGCCAUGUGUAUGUGUCAUCACUGGCGCCGUGUGAGGGGCUGCGGAGGGCCGGGGCUGCACAGGUGGUGGACUUGUUCCUGGCGGCUCAGAUGGUGCAGAAGUGUGUGGAGACUCAUCAAGGUGCUGCUGCCUCCACCCUGGUUAUGCUGGAGUCUGCUUGUCCUCACCAGCAGCACCUUCAAGUACAAAUCGUGCCACGCAGUGAGGACGACCUGCCCAGUAACGACGACAUCUACUCUGCCGUCCUGAGUCACGCCAGCCAGGCACCGCAGUGGACCUUCACCGCAGAGCUGGCCACCGUCGCCAGCCAGCUCAGAGGUCUGGUGUCCCUCAUGUGAAGGCCCCAGCGUGUUGUGAUGGUGGUGGCUCGCUGUGUUGUGUUUCUGAAGGGUGAAGGUUUUCGUAUGUGUGUGUGUGUGUGUGUGUGUGUGUGUGUUUUUGUGUGUGUUACCUAACCUAACCUAAGGGAGUUCAUCUUUCCUAAGCUAAUCGUGUGUGUGUGUGCGUGUGUGUGUGUCUGUGUGUGUGUGUGUGUGUGUCGAUGUUUACUUUUGAGUGUGUUUGAAUGUAUCUUAAUGUAAAGGGAGUUGAUCUGUGUGUGUGUGUGUGUGUGUGUGUGUGUGUGUGUGUGUGUUGGUGUUUUGUUCUAAGUGUGUUUGAGUGUCACCUCCCCUAACUUAAUCUUAUCUGUGAGAAGUGUUCAGCCUCACCCAAUCUCAUCUCUAUGUCUUUUAUUUGUGUUUGAGGUGUUUGGCAGUAACUUCACCUUACUGACCUGAUCUGUGAGAAGCAUAACCUUAACUAAACCUAACCUAACCUAACCUGACCUGACCCAACCUAACCUGACCUUCAUUGACACAAACCAGUCACUGCAUCUCCCAGUAUUUGACCUUACUAUGACAAAAUGUGCAAACUUAACGUAACAUAUCAUAAAUCAGUCAGUCAGUCAGUCAGUCAUUCAGUCAGUCAAUCAAUCAGUCAGUCAAUCAAUCAGUCAGCCAGUGUUUCUUUUCCCUCCAAACCUAAUCUAACCCAACCUAACUGAACCUAACCUUAACCUAACCUAACCAAACCUAAUGUAACCUUAACUAAACCUAUCAGUGUUUUUCCUUCCCACUCUAACCCAUCAGUCAGUCAGUCAGUCAGUCAGUCAGUCAGUUAAUGUGUCCAGUCAUAAAUCUUUUCUCUGUGAUAAAGGUAUAAGAAUUAUUGUAGCAACUUUGUGUGUGUGUGUGUGUGUGUGUGUGUGUGUGUGUGUGUGUGUUUCCUCAAAGGUGCUGUUUUUGUCAACAUACAUAUUGAUUUAGGCUGUGUUAUGUAUAUUUAAGUCUUGGUGUGUGUAUGUGUGUAUGUUUGUUAAUUGUGUAUGGGUUUUGUAUUGGGGAGAAAUCAUUUUUUUGUAUCCGAUUCAUCUUUUGUUCAUUAUUCAUAUUUGUGGCGUAUAUUUGACAUGUUUUUGUUGUUACUGGUGUUAUUGUUAAGUGAUUUAAUUUAGCAUUUUACUCUACUUAUUAAUUCAGUCAUUUAUCAUUAUUAUCAUUAUUAUUAUUAUUAUUUAUGUAUAUUUGUGUUUGUUUACUUAUUAAUUCUUCAUAACACCAGUAGAGAAGUCAUGCAUUAUCUAGAAGCUCAUUUGAUCCCUUGCUAUCUUUCCUUUCAUUAUAACAAGUAGUUGAAUUAUCUAGAAGCUCAUUUGAUCCCUUGCUAUCUUUCCUUUCAUUAUAACAAGUAGUCAUGCAUUAUCUAGAAGCUCAUUUGAUCCCUUGCUAUCUUUCCUUUCAUUAUAACAAGUAGUCAUGCAUUAUCUAGAAGCUCAUUUGAUCCCUUACUAUUUUUGCCUCUAUUAUUGAUUUAUUUACUUAA
Messenger RNA from Portunus trituberculatus (swimming crab), 3648 nucleotides. It is a transcript of the gene NitFhit, whose product is annotated as nitrilase and fragile histidine triad fusion protein NitFhit-like. Gene Ontology annotation, molecular function: hydrolase activity, acting on carbon-nitrogen (but not peptide) bonds, in linear amides. Lineage: Eukaryota; Metazoa; Arthropoda; Malacostraca; Decapoda; Portunidae. The record is from RefSeq and is a predicted model, not a curated record. The coding region runs from base 171 to 2123 and encodes 650 amino acids. The transcript is spliced from 15 exons.